Messenger RNA from Capronia epimyces CBS 606.96, 1491 nucleotides. RefSeq lists its product as uncharacterized. Gene Ontology annotation, molecular function: signaling receptor activity. The coding region runs from base 1 to 1491 and encodes 496 amino acids. Lineage: Eukaryota; Fungi; Ascomycota; Eurotiomycetes; Chaetothyriales; Herpotrichiellaceae. The transcript has a single exon. The record is from RefSeq and is a predicted model, not a curated record. Gene Ontology annotation, cellular component: membrane.
AUGUCUUGCACUAUGCCCGCAGUAGCGGUUGAGUCGCCCUCAGCUGGUUGCCGGGAUUCGAGUCCGUCCAGUGAAGAUGAGCGCAGGCCGCUGCGCUACAGGGGCCGGCGGCAUUCCUAUAAUACAUCGAGACGGCGACAGUCAAGCAUCUGUAGUGCUGAUGCUGUCUUCGUGCGGGUUGACCUUUUUCUGACCGAGCUCAAAAGCAGAUUGGACCGGUUGGAGAGAUAUCGGCAAGACAGUCUGCUUCAUUUUGACGCCCAACUCGAAAGUGCAUACCAGGCACUAAGAGAUGUGAGGGACUCGUGUUCACCAUACCAUUCGGGAGAGCUUCUAUGGGGGGCAGCGCGACACCGUGCUUCCCUGCUUGUUGAGACAUUGGAAACCCAAUACAACGAUGUCAUGCCGACUCGAGAAACGCUGGAACAGAGGGCUCAAGAGGGCAUGCGAUUGAUGGAGACAUACCUCUCGGAGCUGGAGUCUCGCGCACAUGCACGCAAGAAACAGCUCAUCGACUCCGGUUGGAGAAAAGUCGACGACUCCCUGAACGCGACUAGGGAGAUAUUUGAGGAAGGCAUUGACAAGGCUCUUCGUGCUCGAGACCUACUUUCUGAUUCGAUUACUCAUGCUUUGAGCCGCGCUGCGGAGACAAGGCUGAUACAUUACGACGACCUGCCAAUUCCCUGGAGGAACAACCCCCACAUUCUCCGUGGUUAUCGGUUUAACAGGACAAAGCUCGAGUGCAUCACAUCAGCUUUCCAGCCAUCAAAUGAGACCGUGAAUAUCUGGUCUCACGGCAUAGGCUUGAUCGUUGUCCUCGCCGUGGCCUUCUACUACUAUCCCUCGUCGUCAACAUUUCCCAUGUCCAGCAAAUGGGAUGUUUUUGUGGCCGCCUGCUUUUUCGCCGCAGCAUGUAAAUGCUUGAUCUGCUCAACAAUGUGGCAUACUAUGAACAGCAUCGCAGAUAAAUGCUUACUUGACCGGUUCGCUUGUGUCGACUAUACUGGAAUCUCAUUUCUGGUGGCGGCCAGUAUACUGAGCACCGAGUGGACGGCAUUCUAUUGCGAACCCAUCUCACGGACGAUCUACAUGACCAUGACAACCAUUCUUGGAAUAGCCGGGGUGAUCCUACCCUGGCGAGAGAGCUUUAACCGCGCCGAUAUGGCAUGGGCUCGAGUGGCCUUCUUUGUUACUCUCGCCGUCACCGGGUUCGCUCCGGUCGUGCAGUUGAAUUACACACGGGGAGCAGCUUGGACCUUUUACUUCUAUGCGCCAGUGACGAAGAGUGUGAUGGUAUAUCUUACAGGAGCCAUCAUCUAUGCAAGUCAGAUCCCCGAGAAGUGGUCGCCUGGCUUGUUUGAUUAUGUAGGGGGCAGCCACAACAUCUGGCACCUUGCAGUCUUGGGCGGGAUUCUGUUUCACUAUAUGGCUAUGGAGGAAUUUUUCCAAGGAGCAUUUCAAAGAGCGAGCGACGGUUGUUGCUUGGGGUGA